This is a messenger RNA of Boeremia exigua, 1857 nucleotides long. RefSeq names its product 5-aminolevulinate synthase-like protein. Gene Ontology annotation, molecular function: 5-aminolevulinate synthase activity; pyridoxal phosphate binding. Gene Ontology annotation, cellular component: mitochondrion. Lineage: Eukaryota; Fungi; Ascomycota; Dothideomycetes; Pleosporales; Didymellaceae. The record is from RefSeq and is a predicted model, not a curated record. The transcript has 2 exons. Gene Ontology annotation, biological process: heme biosynthetic process. Bases 1 to 1857 code for a protein of 618 amino acids.
AUGGAGGCUCUGCUCCGCCAGUCGAGGACAAUGUGCCCGUUCCUCCAUAAGACGUCUCCCGCCACGCUUCGCUCGCUUUCGACCACCGCCGCCAGCCACGAUGUCACCCCGAGUGCUGGAAGCAUGUCGAAUCUCCAGGUGCUCGGCAAGCGCUGCCCCAUCAUGGGAAAGGCUCUUGCCGUCCAGAGCGCUCGUUCCGGCAACAGCGCCCUCGCCGGUGCGUUCGGCGGAGUGCGCGCCUACCACACCCGUGUGAACCGCGCGAAGCUGCACACUACUGCGCACAAGGAAGCUCACGUCGAGACUGAGCGCAUCCGUGGCCAGCAAGCUCCGAUUCCGUUUCCUCACGCAGCGCAGAAGCCAGCGGUCGCGAGAUCUGCUGACGUCGGUAAAGCGCAUGGUGCCAAGGCUGCACACUUCGACUACGAAGCAUACUACGAGAGCGAGUUGGACAAGAAGCACAAGGACAAGUCGUACCGCUACUUCAACAACAUCAACCGCCUGGCCAAGGAGUUCCCGCGCGCUCACAAGGAAUCGCCCGAGGACAAGGUCACGGUAUGGUGCUCUAACGACUACCUCGGCAUGGGCCGCAACCCGGCUGUGCUGAAGUCGAUGCACGAGACUCUGGAUAACUAUGGAGCUGGCGCCGGAGGCACCAGGAACAUUUCUGGCCACAACCAACAUGCAGUCGGGCUGGAGGACACCAUCGCGAAGCUUCACUCCAAAGAGGCUUCUCUGGUUUUCUCUUCGUGCUACGUUGCCAACGAUGCGACUCUCGCGACUCUUGGUAGCAAGAUGCCCAACUGCGUGAUCCUCUCGGACAGUCUCAAUCACGCCUCGAUGAUCCAGGGUAUUCGCCACUCUGGCGCAAAGAAGAUGGUUUUCAAGCACAAUGAUGUCGCUGAUCUCGAGGCUAAGCUGGCUUCAAUCCCCGCUGAAUACCCCAAGAUCAUUGCCUUUGAGAGUGUGUACAGCAUGUGCGGCUCUAUUGGUCCUAUUGAGGAAAUUUGCGACCUUGCAGAGAAGUACGGCGCAAUCACGUUCCUAGACGAGGUUCACGCAGUUGGCAUGUACGGAUCGCACGGUGCUGGCGUCGCAGAACACCUCGAUUACGAGGCUCACAAGGCGGGCAAGCCCCAAGGCACAAUCAUGGACCGAAUUGACAUCAUCACUGGAACCCUUGGAAAAGCCUACGGCUGCGUUGGUGGCUACAUUGCUGGCUCUGCUAAGCUUGUUGAUACGGUGAGGUCGCUCGCACCUGGCUUCAUCUUCACGACUUCGCUCCCACCUGCGACUAUGGCUGGCGCGAAGACUGCCAUCGAGUACCAAGCGAACUACCAGGGCGAUAGGCGCCUUCAGCAGUUGCACACUCGUGCGGUCAAGGAUGAACUGAACGCGCGCGACAUUCCGGUUAUUCCCAACCCUAGUCACAUCGUGCCCGUCCUGGUUGGCAACGCAGAAGUUGCUAAGAAAGCUUCUGACCUGCUCCUCGAAGACUGGGGUAUCUACGUGCAGGCGAUCAACUACCCCACCGUCCCUGUCGGCCAGGAGCGUCUUCGCGUCACACCAACCCCCGGCCACAUUCGCGAAUACCGUGAGCAUCUCGUGGAGGCUUUUGACGCCGUCUGGAAGCAGCUCGGCAUCAAGCGCACUAGCGAGUGGGCUGCCGAGGGCGGCUUCAUCGGCGUUGGCGAGUCUGGCAAAGCUGAGGAGCUUCCUCUUUGGACCGAUGAGCAGCUCGGUGUUGAUACGGUCCUGAAGGAGAUGAAGGCCGGCCAGGGCGCUGCUGGCGUCUUGGAAGCUGUUCUCGAGGACGAGCGCAAGGCCACGGCUCAGGCUGUCAGCGCUUCAGCUUGA